Acanthosepion pharaonis is the source of this 1464-nucleotide messenger RNA. The record is from the annotation of a GenBank genome assembly. NCBI's taxonomy places the organism in Eukaryota, Metazoa, Mollusca, Cephalopoda, Sepiida, Sepiidae.
AUGUUGGUUAGAAGUUCUCUCUCCUCACCCGGCAUAUUCCCCCAAAUAUGUAACCCAAUGAUUCUCGAGUCUUCAUCUUGCCUUCAGAUGAAUCAUAUUCGUCUUCCACUUUCUUUUAUUCCUCUUUCUCCUCUUUCUCCUCUUUCUCCUCUUUCUCCUUUUUUCUUUCUCCUUCUUUGUCUUCUUUUCUUAAAAUGUCUUCUUUUCUCCAACUUUUUCUUCUUUCUUCCUCUUUCUCCUCUUUGUCUUCUUUCUCCUCUUUGUCUUCUUUCUCCUCUUUGUCUUCUUUAUCCUCUUUGUCUUCUUUCUCCUUUUUUCUUCUUUUUCCUCUUUUCUUUUUCUCCUCUUUGUCUUCUUUUUACCUUAAAAGUGAUUUCUCUUCUUCUUUCUUUUUCUUUAAUCUUCUUUCUUUGUCUCUUUCUCUUCUUUUCCUCUUUGUCUUUGUCUUCUUACUCCUCUUUGUCUUCUUUUUUUCUCCAAUUGUCUUCUUUCUCCUCUUUGUCUUCUUUCCCCUCUUCUUUCUCUUUCUUUUUUUGUCUUCUUUGUCCUCUUUGUCCUCUUUUUGUCUUCUUUGUCUUUGUUUCUCCUUUUUGUCUUCUUUGUCUUCUUUCUCCUCUUUGUCUUCUUUGUUCUUCUUUCUCCUCUUUGUCUUCUUUUGUCUUCUUUCUCCUCUUUGUCUUCUUUGUCUUCUUUCUCCUCUUUGUCUUCUUUUCUUCUUUCUUUUUAAUCUUCUUUGUCUUCUUUAGUCUUCUUUGUCUUCUUUGUCUUCUUUCCUCUUUGUCUUCUUUGUCUUCUUUUCUUCUUUUUUCUUUCUCCUUUUUCUCUUCUUUUGUUUUGUCUUCUUUCUCCUCUUUGUCUUAUUUGUCUUCUUUCUCCUCUUUGUCUUAUUUGUCUUCUUUCUCUCCUCUUUGUUUGUUAUUUUUCUCCUCUUUGUCUCCUGUCUUUUUCUUCUUUUCUUCUUUCUCUUCCCUCUUUGUCUUCUUUCUCCUCUUUGUCUUCUUUUCUCCUCUUUUGUCUUCUUUCUCCUCUUUGUCUUCUUUCUCCUCUUUGUCUUCUUUUCUCCUCUUUUUCUUCUUUCUUUCUUUUCUUCUUUGUCCUUUUCUCUUCUUUGUCCUCUUUUCUUCUUUGUCCUCUUUCUCUUCUUUUGUCCUCUUUCUCUUCUUUGUCCUUUUUCUCUUCUUUGUCCUUUCUUUCUCUUCUUUGUCCUCUUUCUCUUCUUUGUCCUCUUUCUCUUCUUUGUCUCCUCUUUCUCUUCUUUGUUUUUCUUUUUCUUCUUUGUUUUCUUUUUUCCUCUCUUCUUUGUUUUUUUCUCCUCUUUUUCUUCUUUUGUUUUCUUUUUCCUCUUUUUCUUCUUUGUUUUUUUUUCUCCUUUGUCUUCUUUGUUUUUUUUCUCCUCUUUGUCUUCUUUUGUUUUCUUUCUCCUCUUUGUCUUCUUUGUUUCUUUCUCCUCUUUGUCUUCUUUGA